AAACUUGUUAAAUUAAACAAGUACCUAAUUUCCUUCUUUUCUACAGUGUGGGUUUGAUUCUUCUAGUGCCCGGUAGUGAAAGCCAAUUCCAUUUGAUUCAAAUUGUGAUCUCAAAAUUUCCCGCGACACAGAGACAAAGAAGAUGAUGAUGACAACUGCAAUUCACUGCUUGACUCUUCCUUGCAUGCCAAGGAAUCCAUCUCUCACCACCAACCUUUCUCUCUCUUCUCAUCUAAAUCUUGCAACUUCCAGGCCUCUCUCUGACCUCCUUUCUCAUGGUCUCUUCUCCAAAGGUACCAAACAGAGCAAAAUGCAUAUGGGAGACUUUUUUUCCUUAAGUAAUGGGCUUUUGUCAAUUCUCAGGUUUUCUGUCAAUAAACACUAUUGAGAGGUCAAUUCGUCAGUCUGUUGUCUGCAUGGCUAGAAGAUAUGGUGCCAAUACUAGGAAGAGAAAGAUACAGAGCAGAAGAAAGGGUGGUGACCGAGAGAAGAAGAAGAAGCGUAGAAGGAAGGCAGCCAGGAAGAAUAAGGAUAGCUUCAAAAUCAUCCGGCUUGUCUCAGCGGCAGGAACUGGAUAUGUCUAUGCCAAGAGAAAAGGAAAGAAGAGUGAGAAGCUUGAGAUUAAGAAAUAUGACCCUGUUGUCAAGCAUCAUGUUUUCUUUAAAGAAUCAAAAUGAAUACAGUGAGAAGAUUCUUUAAAGAAUCAAAAUGAAGACAGUGAGAAGCUUGUGCAUAGCUUUUUUAUUCUCUUAAACUUUUGCUGGAUCAUGUACUCCUAACAUUGUUUCUUGUGGACAAGUUUUAAUAUGGCAGUGCCAAACACAGGCCAUGGUUAGCUGGUAGAACUUUUUGUAGGCUAUUAACUCUUACGAGAAGAAAAUUUGUGAAUAACUUACUUGUAUUUUGAUUUGUUGGGCUGUUCUUCCUCAUCGUUAUAAAAAGCUUGGGUGCUUUUCUGAAGAUAGAUGUGGUACUCUUUUAGCAUCAUAGAGGAGUUCACUUUGUUCAAGAAAGCUGCUAAUUGACUCGUGCGUAAAAUAAUACAUUUGUUGGGAUCCUCUCCGAGGGUUGACCUUAAGAUCGAGACCAAGAUAAAAUCAUGAGCUUUCUUCCGAAUAAAAAGUCCCUCGCCAUUGCUAGGGCAAACGGGAUUUUCAAUAUUAAACCCACGCAACAAAUUCGGAGCCCACCAUCUCCCAAACCAGUGAAGUAGACGACUUCUUGAAUCGGAUUCUCUGUUCUUGAAGAGAGCCUUAAAACAGAACCAAGAUCACCCAACCUCUCUCUUCCUCCUCUCUUUUAUACGGACAUUGGGCGAUUCGACCAUAUUCAUCGCAUCUCUUUCCCAGUUUCUUUCGUUCUCCUGCUUCAUUUUCCUCAUAUACCCAAUCUGCCUACAAUUACUUCCAUCUAGUUACAAGAAUCACCAUAAUUGAUCUUGCAUCCAUUUCUCUCCAAAACCCCACGAGCUUCCUCAUGCUUCUUUAUCGACUUGAAGCAAGUAAUUGAAAUUUAUAUCAUCUGGCAUACAGCAACUCUUUUGGUUCUCUUGCGUAUGGCACCCCCAUUCUCUGAAUCUUGCACAAAUUAACAACUUCGGUCUUUCAUUUCCUUGCAAACUGCCAAAGCUUUCAAGAACCCCUCUUCUUGAAGCGAAGUUCACCUUAUAUAUUCACUCAUCCUGUCCCUCCAAACAAGAAACCUUUACGCCUCCAUGGAUCAUAGAAGGAAGAAAGUGACAAAAACCGAAACCACCGACCUCCCGGAUUGUUUGCUGGAAGAGAUACUAUCAAGAUUGCCCAUGAGGUCACCUGCCCUAGGGCAAUGCAGGUUGGUUUGCAAAACUUGGCUUCACAUGAUUUCAGGGACAUACUUUUCCAAACUAAAGCUUGAAUCACACCCUCGCAUGUUGGUGAAAACCAUACCCGAAACGUACCAAUCAAGAGAAAUCAUUUCAGUUCGGAUAGCGGAAGGAGUUAAUGGUAGAACUUUCCAGGUUGAGAAGUCAAAGAAGCUUGUUCCGAAGAAGGACUUGCCCACUUCAAAUUUUGAGUUAGUGAAUUCUUGUCAUGGUUUGCUUUGCAUAUCAGAAGGCAAAUCCCGCAAUGUUAUUCAUGUUUGCAAUCCAGUUUUUCGUGAGCAUAUAACAAUCUCCGUGAAUAAACCCCUGCCGUUUUAUCAGAAUAGUUUUUGUCUUGGACUUGGCAUCACCAAUGGCAAAUAUGAGUUCAAAGUGUUGCGAACUUUUUGUCUUAAGACCAAUAGAAGAGCUCCAGGUUACCCUAGGGCUGAGAUAUACACAAUAGGCACGAAAAAAUGGAGACGAAUAGGAAAUCCUCUUUCUUGCAUUGAAAAACUGGAUUUUGAUACUUCUGUGCAUGGUUAUAUCCACUGGAUUCCUGAUCAACAAAUUUUGCAGUUUAUUUGUUCUUUUAACUUUGGAAAAGAGCAGUUUGGGCAAUUGCCAUUACCUCCUACAUAUGAUGGAAAUGAUGCCAGGGUAAAGUUGGGAGUUUUGAAAGAUUGUCUAUGUGUGAGUGUUCCUGAGAAGGUUGGCAGUGUUGAUAAAUUUGGCAUAUGGGUUAUGAAGAAGUAUGGCAUCAAGCAGUCCUGGAUCCAACAGUAUGUGAUUGAAAACCUCUAUCCAGACGUUGGCCGCUUGAAAUUUUAUGAACCCUUAAUUUUCUUGAGCACUGGUGAAAUCUUGAUAUCAUUCAAUGGUGAAUUCUUAGUCUGCUACAACACAACACUGAAAAAGCUUGCGAAGAAGAGUACAAUAACUCAAACUAAGGGAGGUAUCCAUGCGAUUGCAUAUAAUCCAAGUUUAGUUUCACUCAACGUUGUUGCAAGAGGAGAAAAAGUGCGGACACUGCCAGAGCCAGAGAAAAAGAAAGGUGAUGAAGAGGGAAAAGUUUCAACCCUUUCAUCUGAGAUCGGAGUCAGAUUCUAUGAAGGUGAGAGGUUACCAGAGUAAGAGGUCAAAGAAUUCUGAGAUUGUCAUAAUGCAAAUGCCAGUAAAAUCAAGUUCACUCCUGAAAGAUCAUUUCUGCACAUGAAUUUUGUCAAGGUUGUUGCUAUUCUAAAAGGAGUAUAUUUGUCAAUGACCAGCUAUUGUAGUGAUACUCUAUUAUGAAAUACUGAAAUUAUGAUCUUUAAGUGAUGGCAUUUGAUUGUAAUGCUAAUGGGGAUUUGAGUCUUUUAAUCAUGUUUGCACUUGAUUA
Messenger RNA from Populus nigra (black poplar), 3221 nucleotides. Its product is annotated as F-box protein At3g07870-like. Lineage: Eukaryota; Viridiplantae; Streptophyta; Magnoliopsida; Malpighiales; Salicaceae. The record is from RefSeq and is a predicted model, not a curated record. Bases 1715 to 2974 code for a protein of 419 amino acids. Gene Ontology annotation, molecular function: protein binding. The transcript has 4 exons.